Messenger RNA from Symbiodinium pilosum, 393 nucleotides. The record is from the annotation of a GenBank genome assembly. NCBI's taxonomy places the organism in Eukaryota, Dinophyceae, Suessiales, Symbiodiniaceae.
GUCCUGCUGGUGGCCUUCCUGGGGGCCUCUCUGUCCUUUGUGGGCCUGCGCUCCGAGCCCCGCCAGGAGUCCCGCACGGCGUUGCGGGGGCAAGCCGGUGCCUCCGCCACUCCAUGGACGCCGGUCCUGACCCGCGACGUGGUGGAGAUCGAGUUCACCGCUCCAGCACAGGGUGCCCGCUGCCGCUUCAUGAUUAAGGCUGACGCAGAUGCCAAGGAGGUGCUGUCUGAGGGCCGCAAGAGGCUGGGCUUCGACCAGGCCUGGAUGCCGGACUCCGACUUCCAGAUCUACAAUUCCGAGGACGAGGAAGCCGGCCCACUCAAGGGCAAGAUGAGGGACAACGGCCUUAUUGACUUCACCUAUGAGGUGCACCUGUACUACGAGCCGCAGUGA